GAAAAUUUUACAGCCGCGUUUGCUGCUCGCUGAAGGAAAAUAAAAUUAACCAGGAGCGCAAAAAAACGCGUAUCGUAAUUUAUCUGCGCAGCUAGGCAGAUCAACGGGAUUGAAAAGGGUUAGCAAAGUAUUUAACUAAUACCCGGCAGCAGUUUGUUAACCUGACUUCGCCGAGAGGUACCAAAGAGGCCCAGGAAUAGUUUUAGUCACAUCUCAAAAAUCCCGCAACGUUUCCAAUAAGCAAGCAUACAUAAAUGGUUUCUACUUUUAUUGGUCUAUUAGACAUUCAAUCAUGGUGGGAGAUACCGUGUAUUUCGCAUUUCUGUUCAUUGUUUAGUUCCGCCUUUGAUCUGCCCGACAUCGACAUCGAGGACCUCGAAUCGGCGCUGCUUUCCGAUGGUACCAGCGAUGAGGAUCAGGUCGCCUUAGUGCCAGAGUUAAUUGUGCGCCUGCUUAAGGGCUGCGAUGCGCUACAGUCGGUAGCCAAGGAAAUCACACACAGCAACUAUCAGAUGUUCUUGCGUCGCUUCCUGCGCCAACAGUGUCGCCUGCACCAGACCGAGAACCACUUCGACACGGACAUUGACUUCCAGUCGCUGCCCGUGCGCAAGCGCCUGCACAUCCUGCACGACCUGUGUCACUUUCGCCUAGAUUCGGCCGAUGUGCAGGUCAUUCUCAGCAAUCUAGAGGCGGACAGUCUGCGCGUGGAGCCCCUGGGCUACGACGCCAAAAACUCCGGCUACUGGUAUUUCUACGGCACGCGGCUCUAUCGCGAGGACAAGGCAGCGGCAGCCUCCAGCUCGGGUUCGUCAGGUUCGGGAUCCGGAGGCGACGGAUCAGCCUCUUCUGGCGGAGCAUCGAGCAGCAAAGGCAUCGGCAGCAACGGCACAGUCUGGCAGGUCAUCUGCUUUACAGAGGAGGACUGGCAGAACUUGGCCGCCAAGUUCAAGACCUCAACGAACGCUAAGGAGCGCGAACUUUUCCACAUACUCGAUGACAACUUUCUGCCCAAGCUUCCGCAGCUUUUUCGUGAGCGUGAGCGUUUGAGGCGCAGAAAACUUCUGCAAGUGCGUAACUCCAGUCGCAUUCGCAAUAUAGCUGAGUUGAAGGCGCGCCAAGAGGAGGAACGCCUGCGACGCGAACGGGAGAGUCUCUACCAGGAGCGGCAAAACGCGCACUGGCUAGCACCGCCCCAGCAGCAACAACAGCAGCAGCAACAACAGCAACAGCAGCAGCAACAACAACAGCAGCAGCAGCAAUCCCAGCAGCGCACACGCAGACGAUCGCAAUCAACAUCGACGGCUAGUGGUAUUUCAACCUAUGCAAGCUCCCUUAGACGAACAACCACAACUAAUUCGAGCGAAUUUCUGUGCCACAGGGAAACCUUCUGCCUCUCCCCAGAAAACGACGAAGACGACGACGACGAGGCCCUUGACGCGGAGCAGCAGCCAAAUCAGCCAGAGCAACAAGAACAUCAGCCGCGAGAGGAGGAGCAGCAGCAGGAAGCGGAGGAAUUAUUAGCUGCCUCAGCAACUGGCGACGAUUUUCGCUCUCCAGAAACACCAAAAUCGCAAACGCCGGUGGAAUUAAAGAGCAAGAGCGGCCACCACCACCAUCAUCAUCAUCACCACAAGAAGAAAAAAUCGGGCAAGAAGCAGAAGAAGAGACACCAUCGGGAUAGAGAUCGUGAGCGAGAUCGCGAACACCAUCAUCAUCAUCGGCGUCGACACAAGUAUGCUUCAGAGGCGGACGAAGGCGAGGACGAUAACAAUAACCACAACAGCAACAGCAAUAGCAACAGUAACACCAAUAGCACCAGCAGCAAUAAUAGUGCCCAACCAAAACGGCGACGCAGUGGCCACCAGCAACAUCAACAGAAUCAGCCAGAGGCACAGGAACCCACGACUUCUCUAAGUCCCGAGGACAAGGAGAACUUUUGUAGGCAGCUGCAGCUAUUAGACACUAAUUCGGCGGCCAUCGCGGUUGCCACGAGUAUUGCUGAUCUCAGUCUGCCAUCGCCGGUGGCACAUGAGAGUGAAACGGAGCAGGACGAGCAGGUGGAUCGGCCGGCAGCAGCGCAACUAGAGCGCCCAGCGAUAGCUCCUUCAAUGGCGCCAGCGGCCAAUGUUAAAUUGCCAGGCAGGCAGACAAACAAUUCGCUGAGUUCGCUUACUGGAAACAUAUUUAUACCGGGAGGAAGCGCUCAGCAGCAGCAGCAACAAUCACAGCAGCAGCAAUCGCAGGAGCCUCAGAGCAGCAGUAGCAGCAGCCAUAGUGGUACCACCGUCAGCACAGUGCGUUCCAAGAAACAAAAGGCCGUGCUGAACAGCACUGGGAGUAGCAGCAGCAGUAAAGUGGCGGACAAGGCGGAUCGCAAUUUGAGCAAGGCGGAAGCGGGCAAGUCCAAGAAGUCGACGGCGGGCUCAUCGGCGUCCUCAUCCUCUAGCAAGGCGGAGCGAAACAGCGGUGCCUACUCGGACAAGAGUGGCGAUGACCAUGUAAAUAGUAGCAACCGUAGCACCACCAACAACAACAGCAGCCUUAACAACAACAACCAUAAGCACGCGUCGCACCACAGUCACAACAACAACAACAGCCAUUCAACGACGGCAUCGGCUAUAACAACAGCAACAACGACAACGUCGCAGGGAUAUCAUAAUUCGAAUCAUAAUCAUAAUCAAAAUAAUCACAACCACCAUACCUCCCACUCACACCACAGCCACCACCACCACCACCACCAUACCACUAAUAACUACAGUAACAAACAUAAAUCCAAAACGCACCACUCCCUAACCCACAACAACAAUAAUCACACAACAAAUGCAACAAGCACAUCACAACACCUCCCAGUAAACACAAACAACAAUUCAACGUACAACUCCUCCAAUCAUGCGAAUCUUCUUAGCUUCACCGAAACGGAGGAGGUCCUGCAAAUCGGAAUGCACAAGGUGCUCGUCUAUGUGAAAAACCAUCGCGAUGCCUGGCCAUUUGUGGAUCCCGUGGAAGAGGAUAUAGCUCCACGCUAUUACUCGAUCAUCAGGAGACCCAUGGACCUGCUGAAGAUGGAAGACAAGCUAGACAGUGGGGAAUAUCACAAAUUCAGCGAAUUCCGCAAUGACUUUCGCUUGAUUGUCAACAACUGCAGAUUGUACAAUGGGCACAAUAAUGAAUACACAGAGAUGGUGAACAAUCUUCAGGAUGCUUUUGAAAAGGCAACCAAAAAGUACUUUGAGAAUCUCUCGGACGACGAGGACGAUGAUCCCAAUCUGAGCUAUCCUGCAGCCGACUCAAAGAUGAAUGUAUUCCGCGAAAAGUACUUCAGCAAAAAGGCCAAGGAGGAGACGGAGAAAGAUGCGCCAGGUCGUCUGGAAAGUAGUGCCGAGGACGAUCUCAGCGAGAUUGAAGCGGAGGCCACACAAAAAGCCCAAAAACGCAAGCGGAAGGAAAAAGACAAACGACGCAAAAAGAAAACCAAGAGCAAGGCAGAUCCGGAAACGGAUGAUGAAGACUUGGAGCCCGAGAGGGAACCAACGCCACCGGCACUUCCUCCUCCGCCAAUAAGCAAGAAAAGCAAAACGGGCAAGUUAACCAAGGAAAAAGAAAAGGAAAAGGAUAAAGAAAAGGAGAAAGAAAAGGAAAAGGAGAAAGAAAAGGAAAAGGAGAAGGAAAAGGAUAAGGAUAAGGAAAUAACUUCAUCUAAGCGAGGACGCAAGACUAAGGGCGAAAAGUCUGCGUCUAAGCCCAGCAAACUGCAGCAAAAGACCAAAAAAGGGGCCAAGAAGUCGGCGCCCGAAUCCGAGCCCGAAUCAGAUCCAAGCGACAGCCGCGAGAGCGAGGACUAUAGCGAUGAUGACCACAUAUCGUUGGCCAAGGCCAAGUCCCUGAUCAAGCCCACAGCACGAACGAUAGCGGCCCAGAAGAAGAAAAUAGUACCUGCUGAAUCCAAGGUAAAGAUGCCCACCCCAGUCAAACGCCAAGUAAAAGGCAAGGGAAAAGGUGGACGCAAGGUUAAAGACGACUCACUAGACAGCGAGCUUUCCGAUGUGGAUGUGAAGAAACAGCUGCCACCAACGGCAGCUGCUGCUUUAGCUGAAUCCGCCGCCGAGCUGGAAGAUGACGACGAUGAUCAGCCCGCGGAUGAAGACGAAGAUGAGGACGGCUCGCGGUCCCGAAGCAUGUCACCCUUCAAGGUUGAUCUCCACAAAAAAUACUCAAAAAGUGCCCUUAACGAUGAUCUCUCCGAGCUGCUGACCACUGUGAAGAAGGUUCCCACGGCGGAGACCACAAAACUGAGUGCUCGGCACCAGGACGAAGUGGAUGAUGACGAGGAAAAAUCCUUCCGAGAGUCCGAUGGGGACUUUAAAUCCUUAAGUAGCAGUCGGGCUAGCUCCCCUGAGCGUCCGCCGGUGGCAAAAAAGGGCAAAAAGGGGGACAACUCAAAAAAGGAGAAGGAAAAAAAGAGCAGGGAUAAGGAGAAAGAUAGGGAUAAGGACAAAGACAGGGAUAAGGAUAAGGACAAAUCCCGCAGCGCUAAGCACAAGAAGAAUAAGGAAGAAUCCCCACUUUCGGCAGCCGCUUCGGCAGCUGCAGCCGAGCAGGCUGAGCUGGAAAUGCUGCUGCCCUUUAUGGACAAGUACGAUGUUAUCAAGUUCCGACGUAGUCGUGCAGCCUUGAGCGGGUCCAGCGCCUCCAACUCGAUAGCUCCUUCCGAGGAUUCCAAACCAGCAAGCACCAAAAGCAGUAGGGAUAGCAAAAGAGCAGCAGUAAAACGGGAAAAAUCUCCCGAUCCUGUGGAGCACAAGCGCGGUCGUAAGAGUAAAGAUCAAAAGCGAUCAAAGGACUUGGAUAAACUAGAGAAAACUGAUAAAGUUUCCAAAGCCGAUUCCGAGAAACACUCUGAAAAGUCAACGAAAAAAGAGGAACAACCUAAAGUAGUGGAAAAACCUCUAAAAGAGAAAUCACCUGCUCCGGAAGUCCCUCUAGAAACGAUAAAGGAACCUCCUGCUCCAGCUGCAGCCCCUGCACCUGCACCCAGUAAAGUAAAAGAAGCCGCUGGAAAAACGGCGGCUAAGAAAAGACCCGACAAACAAAUGCCCCCGCCUCCCAAACCAGCUGAUAAACCAAGUGAAAAGGGCUCUGGUAAGAAAACUUCCAACAAAAAAGGAGUCCAAAAGGCAGGCCAACCGCAAACCAACAACAACACAAAUCUGGAAGCUUUGGAUGUGGAAACCGAACAGACCCUCAAAGACAUAAAUCGCUGGCUGGAGCUUACGCCUCGCUUUACGGAGUUCAGCUCGGCUAGCAAUUCACCAUCUCGUUAUAAUCUCUUGGAUGAUUUUGACUCAGGAAUGGGAAGUAAACUAGAUGGAGCAGACUUUCGACGACCAGUCGCGUUGGCUGCUCCAAAAGCAGAAUUGGUACCAACUAAAUUGGCGGAGGCUCUCAAUGAACUGGUCAGCGAACCGAAAGAGGCAGCCAGUAAAUCAGAAUCGGAAUCGGUGGCCCCAACGCCCAGCAGUGUGAGCAGCAGCUGUGGAACCCCACCUCAUUCGAUGCACUCAGGGAAUUCCAUUGGCAGCACAUCCGCCACUGCAGCAUCCAGUUCAAAUUGUUCUAAUAAUUCGAUGCCCACGCCCUUACCUGUAGCAGUUACUCCAACGCCAACACCUGCUCCUCCACCACUGCUUCCCAUUCCCAAGCCAAAGGAGCCGAGUACAACUCAGCUGCUUCUGAAUCCACCACCACCGCCUCAUAUCAAACAGCAACUGGCUAAGGAGGCCAAGCGCAAAUCCCUGAAAGAAAAACAGGCGGCUCAAGCAGCCCAAGCUCAGCAGGUGAAAGCCAAGGCUAAUGUUAUGAGGACAAUUGAACGUCUUCAGCCAGGCAAGGCCAAGGGUAAUCUUCUGCAGAAUGUAGCUGCUGGGAAGUCAACGGAGGAAAGCGGAGACUCCCACGCAAGUGGGAACCCGGUUGCCACCAAGGUUAAAGAGCUGAAGAAUGCUCUCAUCACUGAAACCUGCGAGGGUGCACCAAAGCUGAGUUUGGGUACGGUUCUCAAAACCCAGGACUUUUCACUGAGCAAAACCCUUGAGGAAAUGUCAGGGAAAAAAGCCACAGAUGAAGAUGACAGCCCCAAUGAGGAAAGCAAAUCGGAGAAGCCUUCUACACCCACAACACCGAACAAAGAAGCACCAAAACCGUUUGAAGCUCUUUUAGAACUCAGUAAAAUAGUCAAAUCCUCAGAGGGAACGAAAACGGAAGCGAGUCAAAAGGAAAAGCCUAAUCUGAGCGCCUGGCUAAAAGCUUUUGGUGGUCCAAAGGUUAGCAAAAAGUCCGAGGAGGAAGAGAAACAGCAGACGUCUACACAAGAUCUUCAAGGUGAUGCCAAGGUGGCUCCACCAGCUCAUUCGCCUGCUGGGGACAACUUCUCUUUGCCAACGGUGAUGCGUCAAAGAAAACCAAGCACGGGGAGCACGAAUUCGGAAAGGAGUUCCUUUAGCCAGGACCCGGAUUCUCCGAGAAUAGCCAUCGAUGAGCGUUAUGGAUCCUAUGCGGCUGGUUCUUAUACCUCGCCAAUUGGCGCCUCACCUAUUGGAGCAUCUCCCAUUAUGGUUUCCCCCAAGCCUAAUGAUGAUAUGGGCAAACCAGCGUCUCCUUAUCCCCUAAAUGGAGCUAUCAAAGUGGGAUUCUACCAGGACACUACGACGAAAAGCAGUCCGGACAAGAGUUGCAGUCCCAGGGAGAUGAACUCUCCAUAUCCCCAGUACUCCCAGCAUAUCUACUCCUCUGCGUCGUCACCCAAUGUAUCCACUCCGGAUAUGAGUGGAACUUCUCCCUAUGGAGGUGGAAAUAGCUACAAUCCCUCGGGCUCUGAGGCGUCCAAGACUCCGGCCUACUCUUCCACAUCCCCGCUUCCUAUUUAUGACCAAUACAAGCAGCCGCGCUCCCAGGAAUCUGACUACAACUCUUCGAUGAGUCCGAGCACCCCUAACCCACACUCGCCAUACCAGCAGCCCCAAAGUUCUCCGUACACCACGCCACAGCAAUCGCAAUCGACGCACCCCUCGCCAUAUCAUGGCCAGUCGCCGUACCACCAGCAGCAGCACUCACCAUAUCAUCCACCAGCGGCUCAGCAGCAGCAGCAAUCCUCGCAACCUUCCCACAGUCCGGCGGCCCAUCAGCAGGCUCUCAGCCCAAUGCACAGUGUGGAAUCCCCGGCAUCGUCGGCAGCUACCCAACCACCUACUCCGCUGGCGCACUCGCCGGCGGAGCAGCAGCACUCGCCGUAUCAGCAGCCCGUACUGUCACCUUAUCAGCAGCCCCAGCAACAGGUGCAACCACCCGUUGUGCCGCCUGUACAACCAGCAACAGGUGUUGUGCCUUCAGCGGCUCUGAGCAACAACGGUUAUGCGCCCACUCACGACAGCUACCAGCAACUUCAGCAGCAACAGCGAUCCUUGUAUAAUCCAGCCACUUUGAUUAAUCCUCUGCCAAGUUCUACAGCUGCAAAUUCCUCCAUAACCAAGCCGAAUAAUGAUUGGAGCCUAAAUCGCAGUCUGUUGCCGCCCACCAUUACCAAUACUGUAAAUCAGGCAACACAACAGCAGCAACAACAGCAACAACCUGGGCAGUUGCAACAGCAACCGCAAAUGCAAGCGACGCCACAGCAGCUGCAGGCAACAACCCAACAGCAAUUACAAGCAACGCCUCAACAGCAGCAACAGUUGCAAACCCCACAGCAGCAACAAUUGCAGACACCACAGCAGCAACAGUUGCAAACACCACAGCAGCAACAAUUGCAGACCCCACAGCAGCAACAACAGGUGCUGGGCCAUCAACAGCAACAUAAACCGAAAUAUCCAACCUAUGCGCAAUAUCAGUCAACAAAUGCCGCAGCUAAUGCUGCAGCAGCAGCAGAUGCGGUGGAUACGAUGCAACAACAGCAACAGCAACAGCAAAAGAUUGUGCCUCCAACUUAUGGCAGUGAUAUGGCCACAUUUAUGCAGCAUCAAAUGCAGCAGCCUCCCAAAACAGAUACAUUAAUAAAUCCUCUCAAACGACCUGGAGAGGAAAUUGGCACGGAUUACAGUGGAAACGCGGCAAAUAAAAUGCCAAAAAUAGACGAAUCUGCCACGCAGCUACCGCAGCCUCAGUUGCAACAACAACAACAGCAGCAGCCACAAAGCCAGAAUCAAACUCAAUCCCUGCUCAACAAACAACAGCAAAUGUUCAAUAGUUUCUUGGGUUCCAUGGCUUUCGGCAAACCAAUUGGGAACAUUGCACCCGACAAAGCGUUUGAGAUGUAUAACAGAGCGGCAGCUAUGGGUUUUCCCAAAGACUUCGCGAAAGACAAUAGUUGUCAGCUCCAGCAGCAGCAAUCGCCACAAGUCGCUACCAACAAGCAGCAGACAAACCAACAAGCGCAGCAACAAUUGCAAACGCCCCAGCAACAGCAGCAACAAGAGAGACAACAGCAAACGCAGCAUAUGAUUGGAAUGAGUCACCAACAAAAGUCUAGUCUGGAGAUACUACAGUUGCAGCAGCAGCAACAGCAGCAGCAAAACCAGGCUCAAAAGUUGCCACAACAGCAGCAGCAACAACCGCAACAAAUUAACUACCAGCAACAGCAGGCGCAACUCAACCACAAUUAUACCGCGCAGCAACAGCAACCUACAGUGUCUGACAAACCUACUGUACCACAGUCUGCAGUUGCUGCAGCGGUGAGCGAUGCCAGCAGCAACAUGAUGCACUUGCCUUCAACCGCCCACCAGCAUCAUCUCAGCCAGACGCAUCAUCUGGCCGCCUACAACAAGCCGACGCCGCCUCCGCCCCAAACCUACAGCAACCCCUUGAUGCAAUCGAUGUUGGGCUAUGCCGGAAACUACUUCGACAAGACCAUGCCGCCGGCGGCCCAUAUGUACAGUGCCUCAAGUUCAGCGGCCACGGCCUAUGGCAAUCCGGCUCAGCAAUUGCCCGGUAACUAUGUUCCCGGGAACAACAAUCCUGCACACCAGCAAACGCAGCAACAACAACAACAGCAGCCGCCUCCUUCAGUUGCCCCAGCCGAGGUCAAGGCUCCAGCGAAAAGAGGAAGGAAAAAGAAGGCGGCCACAAUUGCAGCCGAAGCAGCAAAGCAGCAGCAGCAACAACAGCAGCAGCAAGCGCAGCAACAACAAUCACAACAAUCCCAGCACAUGAUUGGAAUGAACCACCAGCAAGAACCUACUCAGGAACUCCUACAGUUGCAGCAGCAAAAUCAGACCCAAAAAUUGCCACAACAGCAGCAACACCAAGCCAUGCCCCAAUACAACAUGCCCCAGUCGGUGUCCUCCGUUUCCGCAGUCGCGACGACCAAUAAUCAGCUGCAGGCACAUGCGCAGGCGCUGCACCAAGGCUUUCAAUUGUAUGCGGGCUUAAAAUCCGGAGGAGUAUCCUCGCCAGCAGCAACGCCGACCACUAGUGGAACUACCAGCAAUCAAACGGCGCCUGAUGCGGCAGCAAUUUCGCUCAAAACAUCGACAGGUGGAAUGGUGCCGGGAAGUGCCUUCAAUUUUGCGCCUACUCCAGGAGCUCUGGGCUUAUACGGGGAUCAAGCAGCGGCGGCCAGUAGUUAUCUGGACCAGUUCAGAGAUGCACCCAAUCCCUAUUAUAUGCCACCGGCACCGGCACACAGCGGUGCAACAGCAAAUCCGGGUGCGAAUUCCGCCGAUAAGAGCCAGAACCCACUGAAUACGGCAGCGGGAUCGUAUCCCUUCCUGGCGGCGGCACAUCCAUCAACGCGGGCAGCAGCUGCUGCAGCAGCCUAUCCGUUUGCGGAUCCCAACUCGCAGCUGUAUCAGCAGUACCUACGACGCGAUGACUUCCAUACGCGGAUGAUCUUCAACCAGAGUCUGCUGGGCGGGCCGGCCGCGGCGGCGGCAGCAGCCGGAUAUGGGCAACCGCCGCCGCCGCCUUCCGCCUACCAACGCGCCACACUGGGCAUGCCCAAGCCGUAUGACAUUAAUCGGCAGUCAUGGUUUUAGCAGUACGCCAGUGCCGCCAACGUGGAUCUCCAAGGGGACGACUUGACGGGGGCGGCAACUGGAACAGCAUCGGGAUCAGCGGCAGCAUCAGCUUCGGCGGCAGCCACUCAGCGAUAAGAUCGAAGGAGUUUACAGGCUUAGAAAGGUUUCAAACCCACAGGCAAAUUGGUUCCAAAGAGGUUAACAACCACCUGAGUUUUCGUUUCGUUUGCCGGAAUUAAAGUAGCUUAUUUUUUGACCCCCGCUCUUUGUUUUUCAAAUUCUUAAUAAUGUUCAAAGAUUUUUAUAGUUUUGAUGUCCUAAGCUGUCAGAGUUAUCCCUAUCCCUAUCAAAUUAUUUAAUAUAGACAAUAUCGGCAACAUA
This is a messenger RNA of Drosophila rhopaloa, 10385 nucleotides long. RefSeq lists its product as uncharacterized. Gene Ontology annotation, cellular component: CERF complex. NCBI's taxonomy places the organism in Eukaryota, Metazoa, Arthropoda, Insecta, Diptera, Drosophilidae. Gene Ontology annotation, biological process: chromatin remodeling. The record is from RefSeq and is a predicted model, not a curated record. The transcript has 12 exons. Gene Ontology annotation, molecular function: protein binding. Bases 255 to 10022 code for a protein of 3255 amino acids.